AAUGGGCAGCAUGUAAGAAAACCAGGACGACGAUGACAACAAGAUAAGACACAAACAACUAAGAACAGUUGGAAGCACUCAAUCCUCCCUCUGCGCAGCUGGGAUUGAGUGGUGUUGUGUUUGUGGACAAAGACCGGACCUGAAUCUCACUGCAGGUCUGGAUCAGUAUGACAGUCAACUACAUCCUCAUAGCUUUCUUGCUCUUCCUGAACAUCUGUUGCGCCGAGAUGUAUUUAGACCAUGAAAUGAAUGACGGAUCACCCGAGAUGUACCCCGACAAUGAAAUUGAUGGUCCACCUCAUCUGGGGCAUCCACAUUAUCCCUAUCCCAUGCCGCCGCCGAGAGCCCACGCCAAGCGGCCCUUCUACAUCAUCGGCCACAUGGUCAAUUCGGUCGAAGAGGUGGACAAGUUCCUGCGCCAGGGCUCCAAUGCUCUCGAGGUUGACAUCGAGUUUGCAGAGAACGGUACCGUGCUUGGGACGUAUCACGGCAUGCCAUGCGACUGCUUCCGAGGCUGCUUUAAGAGAACGCCAAUUGCGGAGUUCCUGGACCACCUCCGCAACGUCACCUCCAUGCGAGACUCCAGAUUCAGAGGCCAAAUGAGCCUUCUCUUUCUCGACUUAAAGACGACGAAACUUUCGAAAUCUGCGAAGCCCGUAGCAGGCGUCACGCUUGCCUACAACCUCGUAAAGCACCUCUGGAAAGGCGUGCACCCAAGGUAUAGAAUGAACGUAUUACUUUCCAUUGGCUACGUCAAGGACCGUGACGUCACAAGAGGUGCCCUCGCAUAUUUGAAGAAGAAAGGACAUGGAGCUCUUUUACGGAACAUCGGUUUCGACGUGGGAAUGAAUGACCCGCUGGACAAUAUCGCGCGUAUGUACAAGAAGCUACACAUCAACGGUCACCGGUGGCAAGGGGACGGACUGUCCAACUGUCUGAGGUUCCUCAUGCCCGUGGACAGGCUUAAAGCCGCGGUGAAGUUACGGGACAGCAAGCGCGGUUAUAUCGACAAGGUCUACCACUGGACCAUAGACCUGCCAUUUUACAUAGAGAAGAGCAUCAGGCUUGGCGUCGACGGUAUCAUCACCAAUCAACCCCACAACGUGCUCGGCGUCGUCACGAGCAUUUUCUUUCAGAAGCGCCUCAAGGUUGCCAGCAUGAAAGACAGCCCCUGGCAGAAAAUACGCCGAACACCGCAGGAAGUGCUCGAAGAUGAGGGAGACACGGAUACGAAUAUGGUCGGCGGAGGAGACGCGGGACCCGGCAAAUAAUCGAUAACCUGGGUCACCAAGCGCAGUGCCCGCAACAUCAUCAGCAAAUGAGUGCAUUGAAUGACCGAACUCUUUACUCUGGCGUUCCGGCGAUUUGCGUGGACGCGUUCAAGAUAGCUGCAGGAUGAGUAUGAGCGUGCUGUCAAUACGACAUUUAUAGUCGUUUAAACCUAAGAAUAAAUCUAAGCUCCGCCCAACAGCGGUCGCUGUCCCAAUCAGAGAGAAUUUGCAGGGAUGUCCCAUCCAAUUUCAUUUGCUCAUUUUUGGUGACGUCAAGCAGCUUUGGCGUAUUUCAGGUAGGUGAAUUUUCCCAUUCAGACACGUGUUGGCUUUGCUGGUUUUCGGUGAUUAAGUUGAACUUCCUGGCAAACUCAGCAAAGAUUCCGACAUCGCUGCUGAGUUGGUUGGUUAGUUACAACUUUAUUUAAUUGUCCUACAUAACUUUUGGCGACACAGGCUCAUGUGACCCGCGAUAUCGUGUCUCAGCGCCACCUAGCCAGCCUGCUGGACGGCCCAGAAUUGGUCGCCGAGAUUUUACCGACGGCCCACCGUAGCGAUGGGGUCUCGGAGUUUAACCCGUUAUUACGUUGGGUGCUACAUUCCCAUAGCAUGUGUUUGAGUGUAGCUGUUUCUUGUUUCCAUAUCUUGCAUGUGUCUUCUUUGUGUACUUCGGGAAAUAUCCGUUUGAGGUGAAACGGUUUCGAGAAGGUAUUUAUUAGUAGAUAAAGUGGAUGCUUCGGUGUGUUGGUACGACAUUGCAGAAAGAAAAUAGCGCAAAAGUCGGGGUACCUUAAUAAGGAGGACACAAACAACAGCGCUGACUUACAACAAAGGUUUAUUCAUCACCGCGCAAUAUAUAACUGCGCAGUCCAAAACUAAAGGAAAGAAGGAACAUAGAAAUGAUAAGCAAAGCUACAUAGAACAUGAAAAGUAGCAAUGGCUAGGCCGGGCAGAGUGUGCUCGAGCAGGCCUUCAAUAGCAUUGUCAGGCAAGGAAAUUGAUUAUCUCUCAGAUGGUUGCACGCACAAUGUGCAUGGUUUGCUGCGGCGAUGCCUUUAGUUUGCUUAUAUCAUCUUUGUCCAUCAUUUCUAUGUUGCUUUUUUUUCUUUUCCUUUUGGACUGCGCAAGUACAUAUUGUGCGGUGUCAACGAAUAAACCUUUGUUGUAAGUCAGCGCCGUUCUUUGUGUCUUCCUUUUUCUGAUGCCACGCCUUUUUGCGCUGUUUUCUUCCAGAUAUUUGGUUGUGGUUGGCGUAGGGCCACUGCUUGUGCCCUGUUUAUGUCUUUGUGGGGUGGUGGGGAUGUUCUUCUGGCUUGUUGAUAGAUCUUUGUGAUGUCGUUGUAUCUGGUCAGUCUGUCUCGUGAAACAUGAUAUUGACAAGGAGCACUGGCUGCGGACGAGCCGUAGAAGACAAAGACGAACAGUUUGUGGCACGUGGCUCGGGCAUGCGCGAGAAACGUCAGUCCCGGCCUGGCCUUCACGAAGUAAAGUUUGAAAUGUUCUUGCUGUCGUUGCCUCCAUGUCCUCUCUGAGGGCUCCGACCGACCAAUGGCCCCGAGCCUACGAAGUUCAACUAGGGACGACGUACUUUGAAUAAUUUUUAUGCGUAGUAUUUGCAUUAGCGGCGAGAAAGUACUCAUGGUUGCAACGGCAACCACUAGCACGACUUUCUUGCGCGGAUGAUUGGCAAGGUGCCGUAGUUAUGGGGGCGAAGCCUGUAUUUAUUCCUAGGUUUUAAGCUAUUAUAGUAUUAACAAUAAUAAUUGUUGAGGUGUUAUUAACGUUCCAAAACCACGGUAUUAAUAUGAGUCCGGGAUUCGUUCCCGCGACGUUCGGGUCAGCAUACAACCGAUUAUAGUAAAGCGUUUCUCUAGGCAAACAAGAAGAAAGGAAAUAAACCUUAAUAAAUGGGGAAAGGUAGGAGGCAGAAGGGGGAGGUAAGAGUCUGAGUCAAUCGGAGGGGGCUAUGCAGGCAUUCAGCAGGCAGCGACCUUCGCCCCCCUGUCCGCGAUCCCGACUUGGGUUAGAAGGUUAGUGGAUUUUGGUGCGGUGUCCCAUGCCUCCUGCGAGAGAGCUUGCCGCGAAAGAUUUAUAGUCAACG
This is a messenger RNA of Rhipicephalus sanguineus (brown dog tick), 3372 nucleotides long. Its product is annotated as dermonecrotic toxin SPH. The coding region runs from base 168 to 1271 and encodes 367 amino acids. Gene Ontology annotation, biological process: lipid metabolic process. The transcript has 9 exons. The record is from RefSeq and is a predicted model, not a curated record. Lineage: Eukaryota; Metazoa; Arthropoda; Arachnida; Ixodida; Ixodidae. Gene Ontology annotation, molecular function: phosphoric diester hydrolase activity.